Messenger RNA from Prosopis cineraria, 1104 nucleotides. Its product is annotated as membrane-associated progesterone-binding protein 4. The transcript is spliced from 8 exons. The record is from RefSeq and is a predicted model, not a curated record. Gene Ontology annotation, cellular component: endomembrane system; membrane. The coding region runs from base 140 to 865 and encodes 241 amino acids. Lineage: Eukaryota; Viridiplantae; Streptophyta; Magnoliopsida; Fabales; Fabaceae.
UUUUGGUCUAACUUUCCUAGGCCGUGAUAGUUAGCCCACUUUCACCGCAUCAUGACGAACGCUGAACGGGCCUAAGCGAUGCCAUUCAAUACUUGAAACUUCGUACUAGGCAAGGAAUUUAGUCGGGAAAGUUUAUUCGAUGGUGUGGAAGAUAGCAACGUCCCCGUUUCUGGGGAUUACUGUUUUCGUUGCUCUUGUUGGGUCUUUAAGUUUUUACUUCAAAUUCAACUCUGCUCGGAGAUUGUUCAGUCCCGAAGAACUUGCGUUGUACAAUGGAACCGAUGAAGGUUUGCCAAUCCUUCUAGGAAUUAUCGGAUCUGUGUUUGAUGUGACGAAAGGGAAAUCUCAUUAUGGUUCAGGAGGUGGAUACAAUCAUUUUGCUGGAAGGGAUGCUUCUCGUGCAUUUGUCUCUGGAAACUUCACAGGAGAGGGACUCACAGACUCAUUGCUAGGUUUAUCUAGCACUGAGGUGAAGAGCAUUGUUGAAUGGAGGGACUUCUACUUUAGAACCUACAAGCAUGUUGGUAAGCUUGUUGGUCGAUACUAUGACAGCCAAGGGCGUCCUACUAAAUAUUUGAAAGGGGUUGAAGCAAAGGCUGCCAGAGGCACGCAACUUUUGGAAAAGCAGAAGAGUGAAGAGUCUAAACAACCUAGUUGUAGUUCAAGAUGGAGUCAAGAUGAGGGCGGAGAGGUAUGGUGUGAUGCUGGCUUCCCGAGGCGUGUUGAGAGGCCUCUUGAGAUUGCUUUGACUGGAAAAAUGAGUAAACGUUGUGCCUGCUUUGAAGAAAAUCAACUGAGCCGAGCAGGCUUAGAGGUGUAUGAUGGGUGUGAUGACCAUGCUAAAAGGUGCAAAGUCUUGGGCUGAACAUUGAACAUAUAUAGGAUGAUUCUUCUUUGUUGAUUACAAGAUUACUUAUUGGUGGGUGUGAUUUGUGGGAUUUUUUUGGGUCUUGUAUAUUAAAAGAUUAAUACAGAAGAUCAACUGGACCUGCUUACAUACUUGUAACUAGAGCAACCAUUUGCAUUGCAUUUGAAGAAAUGAUUAUUUUCUUGUAUAUUAAAAAUAAUUAUUUUCUUCUAUGAAAAAUGAUGUCUUUCACUUUU